Archocentrus centrarchus (flier cichlid) is the source of this 5862-nucleotide messenger RNA. It is a transcript of the gene ippk, whose product is annotated as inositol 1,3,4,5,6-pentakisphosphate 2-kinase. Gene Ontology annotation, biological process: inositol phosphate biosynthetic process. Lineage: Eukaryota; Metazoa; Chordata; Actinopteri; Cichliformes; Cichlidae. The record is from RefSeq and is a predicted model, not a curated record. Bases 137 to 1627 code for a protein of 496 amino acids. The transcript has 14 exons. Gene Ontology annotation, cellular component: nucleus. Gene Ontology annotation, molecular function: inositol-1,3,4,5,6-pentakisphosphate 2-kinase activity; ATP binding.
CCCGGGGGCCGGGCAGAAGCAGCGGCAGCAGUCUGUCGGUCCUGCUAUAGUUCUCAAAAAUUACUGCUAGCAGUCAGUAGCGGAGUCGCAGCUCUUGUAUGCUGCUGUGCCGUUGUGUGUCAUUUUGUGGCCGUUGAUGGGAGCGCGGUUUCAGGUCUCUGGUGUGAUGGAACUAGACAAAAUGGACGAAAACGACUGGAAGUAUCACGGAGAAGGAAACAAGAGCCUGGUAGUGUCACACGUACAGCUUUCCAGAGUUCUGCGCCUCCUCAAGUAUCCUGCAGAGGACUCCGAAAACCCUCCACAGACAGCAGAGCAGGCCUACAGGCAGAUCCAGAACAUUGUUGACUUCAGCUCCAAUGUGAUGAGCAGCCUACUUGGGGAGAAGUUCAUCCACAGUGGGGAAGUGGUUAAACUGCCUCUCGAAUUUGUGCGGCAGUUAUCAAUCAAAGUUCAACAUCAACGACCAGCGUGGCGCUGUGAUAAAGUGAUGGACAUCUACAGUGGCUGUGCUCUCUGUCUGCCCAACCUGACAUCUCCAGCCCUCCAUCAGCCAACACACACUCCCCCACUCUGCAUCGAGAUCAAGCCUAAAUGUGGUUUCCUGCCGUCCCCCAAACAUGUCAGCAAAGACAUCAAGACCAAAGUGUGUCGCUACUGCAUGCACCAACACUACAAGGUGGCCAACGGGAAGUGGAAGAGACGCAGUUUUUACUGUCCGCUCGACCUGUUCUCAGGGAACAGACAGAGAAUGCACUUUGCCAUCAAACACCUGAUAGAAGAACCUCAGAACAACUUUAAAGUAUUCAAGGGCGGUCAGUGUAUUUACAGCAGUAAGGAGGGCAGUGACGACUCACCGGACAUGACCUCUCUGCUGCAUCAUCUCAGACCUUACUUCCUGUACGCAAACAACCGAAUCAACAGUCACAUGACCAGCAAAGCGGUCCUGAACGACUUCAUCCAGGUGCUGGUGAACGCCCUGCUGAGCGGUGGAGGAGGAGUCGGCGGCGUGGUGACAGACCGACGAGCAGAGGAGCGAAGUUUCUGUGAGGCCAGCAUCUUCAACAAAGAGAGGAUUCGGCACGGCUCCCGGGGUUUACCCAGUGACAGCGUCUUGUUCAGGAUCCUUCAGACGCAGAUGUUGGACACGUUGGACAUUGAAGGACUUUAUCCUCUUUACCGCCGAGUGGAGCAACACCUGCAGGACUUCCCCAAAGAGAGGACUCGUCUUCAGAUAGAAGGACCGUACAACGAAGCAUUUUUGGAGAAGCUGCAGAAAUGUCCGGCAGAGGACGACGGAUCUGUGGAGUAUGCUGUUGCUAAGGUCCAUCAGUACCGUGUGGCCAUGACAGCCAAGGACUGCUCCCUCAUGGUUGCUCUUGUGCCCAGCGGUGAGGAGGAGCAGGAGGACAAUGAAGGUCAGAGGCAGCUCAGGGACUUCAGACCUCCUGCCUUCUCCUACUCUGUCUCCAUCUUGGAUUUGGACCCGAAGCCAUUUGACAGCGUCUCCCGCCAGCUGCGUCUGGACCAGAAGAUCGUCUCCUGUUACCUGAGGACUGGCGGUGCCUUGCCAAAGGGCUCUGUGAGGGACAGAGAGGACUGCACGCUGCUCUUCCACCCCAUGUGAACGCCCAGUCUGACUCCUGAAGAGGAGGAGGCCUGCAGGACGCCGCCCUGAUGCCUCUCACAAAUAGGAGACGCUACGUCGGUGGGGUUUAGACUCCCCUCUGAGCAGAGCUGCAGCUCCUCAUGGCGGCAGGUGUCAGCUCAGGUGGCUGCUGAUGCUCAGCAAAAAAAAAAAUUCCAGGAGGCCACCUCUGAACACAAACAUCUGAGUGACCUCCAGGUGUUUGUGUUACUGAUUAGAGCAUUUGUGUUGCCCUGAUCAGGAGGUGAAUUCAAACAUCUGUCACGCUGUAUUAGAAACCUCACAGGGGGCUUCUUGUGCUCCAUUUGGUGACGGUCAUGAAUUCACCUCCAGAUCCACACAUGUGGCAGCGGUGCAGAAGACGGAGGGGGGGAAAGAAGGCAGAGUGGAGGUUGCUGGGCUGAUGUCAGUUCUUGAACGUAGGUGUUGGGUGUCUGUCCUCUGAUGCAUCGCCAUCCCUCUGCUCGCUUUACUUUCAUUGAACGUCAGCGGCCCGGUUUCACGCCGAGCGCUUCAGCUCACCUCGUAACCAGUGAGACGAGGUGAUUCUGUGUUUGGUCGUAAGCAAAGCUUCGCUUCUGUCUCCCAAACUCCCAUCAGCUUAAUGUGCUAAAAAUGGAAAAGCUCAAAUAGUGAAGCAGCAAAAUUUUUGUUUGUGUCCCUCUGGGGCCACUUGAAGUUUCAAAUUUGAUUAAAAGUGGCAAUCAUAAGAGUGUAUGUGCCAGUUCAGGAAAGUUUUCCCUCAAAUAUCAAGUCCCUGAAAUGUUUACACUGAACUCACCUCCUUGAUAAAUGUAGUUAAUUAAAAAAGGACAGUACUUCCAAAGGAAGUGCGUACAUUUCUGCUUCCACUACAGUAAUGUUGUGUUUUUGACGCUCACAGUGGGUCUUUGUGGGGACACACGAGUAAUAAAGAGCAAAAAGAAAUUUUAUUUCUGACAUUUGAAUUUAGAACAAACUGACAAAAAUUAACCCGAAAGUGCAAAACAGUUAAAAAAAAAAAAAAAAAUUUUUUUUAAGACUUCCGGAUUAGGCCCCCUGCUGGCCAUUAGAAGGAAUGGCAGUUGAACGCACUCAGAGCUUCACUCUUCAGUUUUGCUAAUGCUUUAUAUGCAGUCUGAUCAACACUGAGCUGCAUGAAACGGGAUUUCCUGGGAGAAUAUAUUUGGGUAAAGCGAUCCUUUAAGGUUCAUCUGUGCCUUUCUCAGAGAUGAAACCUGAUUUUUGUUUAGAGGACAGAACAUUACUGUUAAAGUAGAAGCUACAUUUCAGUUCAAACUAACCUGGUAACUAAGUUACAGAACCGUUACACUUUGGCCCCUCAUAAAGUUCAUUAUCUUUUAGUGGGCUCAGGGAUCUUCUGUCUGAUGCAUGAGGUUUGAGCCUCCCAUCAUUCUCAUGUGUGAUCACUCUACUGGUCCACAAACAGCAGCAUGGCUUUUAUUUGCAGUCUGAUCACUGUGAUCAGUAUUUAAUCAUUACAGCAUCAGAACUUACCACCACGUUAAGGUGAUUUAACUGAGUGAAACAGCUAAAGGUUCAUUUAUGGCCCUGUGUUGAAUCCCACUGUAGUAAUAAUCUAAUCAUAAACAAUGAACAAUGAACUUUUACUACAGUCUCACCACUCAGCAGACAUCUCGUUAAGACCGCUGAGCACUUUGUGCAUGUUUAGAGUCACAAACUGCUUAAAACGUUUGCUAGCUCUGCUCCAAAAUUAGCCUUACAAAAACCAGGAAAGCGUGCACUCUGCAUUUAAUUAGGAAUGCACCCAUCCACCUUUUUCCAGUCGCAGUAUCAUGCAGGUAUGAAUCUGAAAGGCAACAUCAGGCUCAGCGUAAACACUGCAUGGCUAAGUUUUUUUUUUUAAAUAAAAUGUAACAAAUACAUCUAUAACUACAAAUUUACUACAGGACAAAGACAGAAACGAUCAACCAUUCAGGUGUGAAAUGCCUCCUUGCUGCGCUGGCUCGUCAUCUCGAACCAAACAAACUGUUUUCACGAUACCAAGUUUGUGAGUCAGGGUUCGGGGGUGCAUCCCGACAUUAAAAGCAUUCUCUGUUUGUGUCAUACUAUGGUCAUGCAAAACAUGACCAGGAGAGAACUUCCCAUUAACUCUAAUUUUAUGAAUAAUUUGAAAAAGAAAAACGAUGCAAACCACAAACUGGGGCUCGGCCAUCAAAUCCCUGCUGCACCGGGGCUGUUAGAGCGACGUGUAGUGGUGUUUCUGGGGAGGUGCAUGUUACUCUGCAGCAUAGAUUUAAUGCAGGUCUAUAAAUGAAGCUCAACGUGGCUGCUCUGCUGCUUGGAGGAGAGUUCAGGGGUUUAAAAGUGAAGCAGGAAAAGUUACGAGGAAGCACUCUGACUCACCAGAGCAAAGGCUGCUGGGUAAUCACUCGAUCCUUUUCAGACAGCCUGAGCUUCAUGCUGCUGCUUUUUGUGCCAUAAGUGGCUUCUUGUUGUCUGUGUGUGUGUGUGCGUCCAUGUGCCUAAAUGUUCUGGUAGGACUGGAAGAUGAGGGCGGGGUGUGGGUGUGUGUGUGUGUUUUGAGAAAACUGUUACAGGCUGCGUUCAUGUGGCGGCGGCGGUUUCUGAGCCGCCGUGAACGCAGCCGUGAACUCUCAGUACCUCGAACUCCUGACAAAGCUCGACAGGUUCACGUGAUGUUUGAGUAACGGUGCGUUCAGGAGCACUGCGGUGGUUUCUGAGGACGAUGACGUCAUCCAUCCUCCUAAACCAGCACAGGCUUCAGAUAAACUGGUAACACUUGACUUCACUUCCUGUUUCCACUCUCCAACCUCAGAGACCUCCAUCACCCAGUCUGAAAACAAACCACACUAAGAGACCGAAAGAGACGGCAGAAAAUCCCCCACACUCCAUUCUACUGCGAUCUCCCUUCAGGCAUCUUUCCUGGAGCUGCACAUUCAUCAGGAAUGCUGUUAAAUCCAAACACUAAGCUGGUUUGAGUCCAGCUCCCUCUAACACACGAGUCAGCCUCUUUGAAUGCCUGAGUUUUAGGGAGGAGGAAGAGUUAAAGUUUGGAGAGUGGACCGCAGCGAACUGAACCAACCACUGAUCGUUUAAACUGUUGGAAUGAAGAUGCCUCGGGCAGCACGGCAGGGCAGCGGGGCCUCAUGUGAUCUCUGAGUGAAAUGGCCGAGGUCUGGAGACGCACACACUUCCUGUUACAUGGACACAGAGCCAACUCAGCCUUGGUGCCCUUUGAGAACCAGCUCACACUUCCACAGGAUCGAGAACUGAAUGUUAGGUAGUAAUCUGUUAUGGGUUCAAGCUAAAACAGAGAGAAGAUAAUUGGGAUUUGUCCCACUCGGUCUUCAGUCCAGCUCAGGAGACUGCUAGAAUGAUGAACACAGCACCAGUCCAAAGUUUGGACACUCAGCUGGCAUCAGUCAUGACCCCCACUCACUUUAAGGUUAAAUGUUUGUUAAAUAAUUGGGAUCACAAUUGUUGACUAAAAUAAUCAUGAUCAUCUGACUGCUAGCAGAUCUGACAGGACCUGCAUCUUUCUCGCCCCUCAAACAGCCACUGAUGUCAGCGGUUUGAUGCUCAUUUCAUGAUUCUGUGCUUCUACAAACGUUCUGCUAUCAGCAGUAAUUUUUGGUGGAAAUGUGUAGAACUGGUUCUAGAUCGGGCUCCGGCGCUGUGAAAAAGUAACAGACCGCAGUUUGUCUACAAACUGAGGAAAUGCAUCAAAACUUGCGGCUCAUUAAGGUCAUCGCUGUAUAUGACAGCCCAAAUUUGUUAAUUUUAAAGAUAAAAAAAUAUCGUCCAUCGAUUAACUAACACUAUAACCACUAAACUAAUUUCAUUUAUUGAUGGACUCCAACAGUUUAGGAUCCAAACAUCCUACUUUCACUUUGUAAUUCAGAAGUUGAAAACAAACUUCUAAACGAUGUCCUUGUCCAGACCUCUUUGCCUCCCAGGCGAGCUGCAGCCCUGCUGCUGUCCGAGUGUCGGCCUGCAGAAAUAUCACAGCACUGUGAUACCUACAGACUUGUAAUAACUGCGUAUGUGUAAAUAGCUGAGAGGAGACAAACUAUCUGAAAUACAAAGGUGACACUGCUGUCCUCAUUUUGUAUUUAAAUUAUUUAUUUUUGUAGAUUUUGACCCGUGAGCUCGGCUGUUACAGCUGUAAUAGUCGUGUUCUUUCUAUUGAAAUAAAGAUUUCUAAGAGACUAAACCAUCGUCUGUGCGUU